CCCUGCAGGCUAUUUUAAUAUUGUAUGAAAACUCUUAUCUAACCCGGGGCAGAAAGGACAUUGACACCACUUUAGCUUUCUAACAAGGUGACCUUUAGAAAGCACGUGGUCCAAAGCCCAAUUUACAAUUUUCGUCAAACAGCAAGAUGAGUGACUUUGAUGCGAUAGUUAUUGGAGCAGGAGUCCAGGGAUCUUACACGGCCUAUCAUCUCUCUAAAAAUAGCAGGACGCUGUUAAUAGAUCAGUUUGCCUUGCCUCAUUCCCGUGGAAGUUCUCAUGGGCAGUCGCGAAUUAUUCGGAAAGCUUAUCCCAAGGCUUGUUAUACACACAUGAUGACUGAAUGUUUCCAGCUCUGGAAGCAACUGGAAGCUGAGGCCAACAUUGAACUCUUCAGGCAAACAGGGUUAUUGCUUCUAGGCCAAGAAAAGGACCCAGAAUUUCAAGCCAUGAAGACAACAUUGAUUGACAGCAAAGUCCCUACGACAACAUUAUCAUCUGCAGAUUUUUCAAAGAGGUUCCCAGCUAUAAGUCUUCCUAAAAACGUUUCAGCCAUUCUCGAAGAAACAGCUGGGAUCUUGUAUGCGGAUGGAGUGUUGAGAACUCUGCAGGAUUUGUUCCGAAGAUAUGGAGGAACCAUUCAUGAUGGUGAGAAAGUUGUUGAAAUACAGCCUGGUAGAAUGGUUACCGUGACAACCACCAGAGGAAUUUACAGAACAAAAAAUCUGGUGAUUACUGCUGGACCUUGGACAAAUAAACUAUUGAACCUUGUGGGACUACAGCUUCCUCUGAAGACCCUGAGGAUUGUUGUUUGCUACUGGAAGGAGAAAGUCCCUGGAACGUACGGAAUUUCCAACAGGUUUCCGUGUUUUUUGAGGAUGAUCAACAGUUCAGUUCAACAUCAAUUCUAUGGACUUCCUUCUAAUGAAUAUCCAGGACUUGUGAAGGUAUGCUACCACAAUGGAAAUGAUGCUGACCCAGAUGAACGUGACAUCGCUUUUCGACUGCCUUCUCAGGAUGUAAACCUUCUUAGUGACUUCUUAUCUAAAGAGUUUCCCGGUUUGGAUCCCAAGCCUGCUGUUAUUGAAUACUGCAUGUACACAAGUACUCCGGACCUGGAUUUCAUUCUGGAUCAUCACCCCCAUCACAGGAACAUUAUUAUUGGAGCUGGAUUCUCAGGUCAUGGUUUCAAGUUUGCCCCAGUGGUUGGAAAAGUCCUCUCUGAGCUCUGUAUUGGGAAGAAACCAUCCUAUGAUCUUUCUCCUUUCAAAAUUGAUCGCUUCUCGUUAAAAUCUUUGCUUUAAGACAAUGAUAAAGAUUUGUAUAAUAAUUCUAAUGGAGAAAUUAUUUUAUCAAUAAAAAAAGUGCAAGGUAAAAUUUCAGAUCAGGAAAUAGAGUGUGUAUGUAAUUCUUUUCUGGAAAUCUCACAGAAGAAACAGUUACCUUAAAGAGGUUAAAUCAAAAUGGCUGGAAUUUAUACAGCAUUAUAAAUUAGAUAAUUGUGAGCUGAUUAUCAUUUAUUGGUAUUUUAUUGUUUGAAGAAAAAGGACAUGCAAGGUUGGCAUGGUGUAAGGCUUCCAUGUACCAUGUGUUGAUAAAAUUCACCAGCAGUCCACUGUGUAAGUCAGCCACUGUGUUUCAAAUAUUAGUUAGUUCAGCUACUCAUGUGGCCAAGUGGUUAAGGCAUUGGACUAGCGACCUGAAGGUCGUGAGUUCGAGCCCCAGCCAAGGCAACGUGUUGUGUCCUUGAGCAAGACACUUAAUCACACAUUGCUCUGCGAUGACACUGGUGCCAAGCUGUAUGGGUCCUAAUGCCCUUCCCUUGGACAACACUGGUGUUGUGGAGAGGGGAGACUUGCAGCAUGGGCAACUACUGGUCUUCCAUACAACCUUGCCCAGGCCUGCGCCCUGGAGAGUGAGGACUUUCCAGGUGCAGAUCCAUGGUCUCGCAAGACUAACGGAUGCCUUGACUUACUCAAAUGGAAUUUGUUUCUAUCAGUUAGUUUUUUAAAUUCAAUCUGGCAACAGUUAAUACAGUGUUGAGGUAAACAGUUCUAAUUCAUUGUAGUAGACAUACAAGCAAUUUAUAUUGUAUUUAGAGGAUGAACUUUUAUUCUGUUAAUUUAAACAAGCUAAUGUUACAGACACAAAAUUAGAAUUAGAUCUGAAAAGUUCCUUCGCAUUUGCAUAUUUUGAAUUGACCUCUAAGUUUCUUUUCUGUUGGCUCCACAUCUAGCAUCUUGUUAAUCUGACUUUUCUGGGGUGGCAUUACCUUAGCAUAAGGAUGAUUUGCCUUUUACACCAAUUCAGUGGGUGUCCGUGGCCAACAUGGAACCAUUGGUUUUGCUACAAAUGAAACACAAGAUUUUUGUUGGUAGGAGGGCUCUUUCUGCUGUUUAUAUGAAUGUCAGACUUGAAGUCCCAGUGCAUGGACUUGAGGUUCUUUGUGACAUACCAAAUAUCCCUUUGCCACCUAGAGCAAUUGAAUCGGUAGGGAUGUUGCAUGUUUUUUCAGGACUUCCUUGAGUUCUUUUUCCCUCUGUCCAUUUGAUAGUCUCUUAGAAACAUAGAAACAUAGAAAAUAGGUGCAGGAGUAGGCCAUUUGGCCCUUCGAGGCUGCAUCGCCAUUCAGUAUGAUCAUGGCUGAUCAUCCAACUCAGAACCCUGUACCAUCCUUCCCUCCAUACCCCCGAUCCCUUUAGCCACAAGGGCCAUAACUAACUUCCUCUUAAAUAUAGCCAAUGAACUGGCCUCAACUGUUUCCUGUGGCGGAGAAUUCCACAGAUUCACCACUCUCUGUGUGAAGAAGUUUUUCCUAAUCUCGGUCCUAAAAGGCUUCCCCUUUAUCCUCAAACUGUGACCCUUCGUUCUGGACUUCCCCAACAUCGGGAACAAUCUUCCUGCAUCUAGCGUGUCCAAUCCCCUUAGGAUUUUAUACGUUUCAAUAAGGUCCCCCCUCAAUCUUCUAAAUUCCAACGAGUAUAAGCCUAGUCGAUCCAGUCUUUCAUCAUAUGAAAGUCCUGUCAUCCCAGGAAUCAAUCUGGUGAACCUUCUUUGCACUCCCUCUAUGGCAAGAAUGUCUUACUGUGACAAGUCUCAGAAUAGUGUACCUGUUUAGGGAGGCUCAUUGUUGGUCAAGCAAGCAACAUCAUGUAGGAGCCAUGUAUCUAUUUUCUGUCUAUAUUGUACUUUGUGGCAUGUUUAUAAUGGUAAUCCAUCACAUGGAUUGAGGGUAUGGUAAAAGCAAAUGAGCACAGUUAUGUAUUCACGCUUUGUCUUAAUUUAGUCAAGUGAGGAAGGGGAGUUAAUUGCAAACUAAUGAUUUUUCUUGUUGACUGCUAAUUAUGCUAAUUUCACUUAGUUAUGGUAAUUACAUUAUUGUACUGCUUAGUAUCGCUAAUAUUGCUAUUAGACCGCUAAUUAGACUGUUAUACUGUUACUUUAGUUUUGUUUGUCUUACAUCACUGCAAAAUCAAUUGUCUUUGGCUUUGUAAUAAAUGAUCAAAUG
This is a messenger RNA of Mobula hypostoma (lesser devil ray), 3505 nucleotides long. RefSeq names its product pipecolic acid oxidase (gene pipox). NCBI's taxonomy places the organism in Eukaryota, Metazoa, Chordata, Chondrichthyes, Myliobatiformes, Myliobatidae. Gene Ontology annotation, cellular component: peroxisome. Gene Ontology annotation, molecular function: flavin adenine dinucleotide binding; sarcosine oxidase activity; L-pipecolate oxidase activity. Bases 147 to 1301 code for a protein of 384 amino acids. The transcript has 8 exons. The record is from RefSeq and is a predicted model, not a curated record.